UCGUGCAAGAAUAAGAGCGCACUUCUGUUAGGAACGACACCGACGGAUUCUCUCUCUCUCUCUCUCUCUCUCUCUCUCUCUCUCUCUCUCUCUCUGCAUAUUCCUGGCAUCUUUACUGCGACUGAAGCCCGAGGAGAUUUCUAGAUCCUGUCGGAUUCCUGAAUUUGAAUCUCAGGUAGGGAAUCGAAUUCCUCUGGAGGUCGAGGUCUGGAUCUGGCUGAAUAUAUUAACGUUUCGGGGAAGAGAACAUGAUCGGGGAAAUGCCUUGCUAAGCUGAUCAUUCUUGUCGAGUAAGGUUUAGCGCGGUCUAUAGUUAUCAGUUUGGGGGAAGGCCGAUGAAGAACGGGAUGAUGGAGUGCAGCGUAUGUCGUUCGAGAAUUGUUUCUCCCACUAGCAAAACUGUUUCAAGGGCUUAUGACAACCACAAGAUCAGGGUAUCCUCAAAACAACGUGCUCUCAAUGUCCUUUUGGUAGUUGGUGACUGCAUCCUAGUUGGUCUACAGCCUGUCUUAGUUUACAUGUCUAAAGUGGAUGGGAAAUUCAACUUCAGUCCCGUUAGUGUCAACUUCUUGACGGAAAUGACCAAGGUUCUUUUUGCAGUUGUCAUGCUUUUGUUCGAGGCUAGGCACCAAAAAGUUGGAGAGAAGCCACUCCUAUCUUUUUCAACAUUCGUCCAGGCAGCUAGAAACAAUGUGCUUCUUGCUGUUCCAGCUCUUCUGUAUGCUAUUAAUAACUAUCUAAAAUUCAUCAUGCAGCUGUAUUUCAACCCUGCUACCGUGAAGAUGCUCAGCAAUCUAAAGGUUCUGGUGAUUGCUGUUCUGUUGAAGAUGAUAAUGAAACGUCGUUUUUCCAUCAUACAGUGGGAAGCACUUGCUCUGUUGUUGAUAGGGAUAAGUGUAAACCAGCUGCGUUCUCUACCUGGAGGUUCUACUGCUUUAGGCAUUCCUGUUACUACGGGGGCAUACAUCUACACCCUGAUCUUUGUCACUGUUCCAUCUAUGGCAUCUGUCUUCAAUGAGUACGCUCUGAAGAGCCAGUACGAGACAAGCAUUUAUCUUCAGAACUUAUUUCUCUAUGGUUAUGGUGCAAUAUUCAACUUUCUUGCGAUACUGGGAAUGACCAUCGUUAAAGGCCCUAGCAGCUUUGACAUCUUGCAAGGACAUUCUAAAGCUACCAUGCUUCUCAUAUUUAACAAUGCAGCACAAGGAAUUUUGUCUUCCUUUUUCUUCAAAUAUGCAGAUACUAUCUUGAAGAAGUAUUCGUCCACUGUUGCUACAAUAUUUACCGGAAUAGCAUCUGCAGCUCUCUUUGGACACACUUUAACCAUGAACUUUCUCCUGGGGAUUUCUAUUGUCUUCAUUUCAAUGCACCAGUUCUUUUCACCGCUUUCAAAAGUCAGAGACGAGCAGCAGAACGGGAAGCUAGAGUUAGUUAAUGUGCCAGAUGUUCACAGGGCUAAAGACGCAUUCAUCAACAUGGCAGCGGGAGCAAAUGAAGAGGCCACUCACCGCGUUGAGGCAGAUGACAGAGCGCCGCUUCUUCCCAGAUAAAAAGUUUUGCUUAAAAAGAGAUUUUAAAUUCUUUUGGCCCGGGAUUAUUAGCCAGAGAUUUCGGAUGGGAGUCUAUUGGGGUUACAAAAUGCAAAUAAACUUCAUGCAGCCGCUGCUCAAAGACUCUCUCUCAUAUCCGAGUCAAUACUUGGUCCAAGAACAACCUUCUCUAUUCUUCUACUUGAUGACACUAAUAUUACUGAAGGAGCUCUCCUCACGCCUUCUUUUAAAGUAUUCGGAAUCCAUUCCUCACAUUUUUGGAUUAUUUUCUUUUUUUGGAAAAAAAACAAAACAAAACACCAUGUUGCUGUUCUGCUUUUUUGUGUCGUUCAUUUAAAUCAAUCGAAAAAUUUAUUCCUUUUUUA
Molecule: messenger RNA, 1915 nt
Organism: Tarenaya hassleriana
Lineage: Eukaryota; Viridiplantae; Streptophyta; Magnoliopsida; Brassicales; Cleomaceae
Product: CMP-sialic acid transporter 2
Exons: 15
Coding region: 336-1550 (404 amino acids)
Biological process (GO): pyrimidine nucleotide-sugar transmembrane transport
Cellular component (GO): Golgi membrane
Molecular function (GO): pyrimidine nucleotide-sugar transmembrane transporter activity
Source: RefSeq, a predicted model, not a curated record